This is a messenger RNA of Sugiyamaella lignohabitans, 453 nucleotides long. RefSeq lists its product as uncharacterized. The record is from RefSeq and is a predicted model, not a curated record. Gene Ontology annotation, molecular function: protein tyrosine phosphatase activity. Lineage: Eukaryota; Fungi; Ascomycota; Dipodascomycetes; Dipodascales; Trichomonascaceae. The transcript has a single exon. Gene Ontology annotation, cellular component: nucleus; cytoplasm. The coding region runs from base 1 to 453 and encodes 150 amino acids.
AUGUCUUCUCAAUCUACAGCAGCUCCCCAGUGGUGGGAGAAAUAUCCAAAUCCAAAAUCAGAACCCACGUAUAUUUCUAAAGAGAAAGUAGCUGAAGAUGUCAGAUCUAAAGAAAACGUACUAGUUAUUGAUGUACGACGAGAUGAUUUCAAGGGCGGUAAAAUAAAAACCGCAUUGAAUCUUCCUGCACAAAGUUUCUACAACUCGGUUGACAGUGUGUAUGAUCUGGCAGAAAAAUCUGGAAAAGAGGCCAUAUACGUGCAUUGUAAUAGAUCCUCAGUCGGUAGCCGGGGUUGGAGAGUGGCCGGCUGGCUGCAAGAUACGGCAACAUCUAGAGGUGAGAAGGUAAAAAUUUACGCAAUUACCGAUGGAAUUGUGGGGUUUGCUACUGGAGGAAAGGAAUAUACUGAACUUCUAGAUGAAUACGAUCCUGAAGUCUGGGAGAAAAAAUAA